AUGAUUGGAAAAUCGAGAUUUUUAUCAAGAAAUGUUGGACUUCUAAGGAAUGCCGUAGCACAUACAGAUAUUACAUCAUCCACGGCUCUAGCUUCAGUAUGUCCUGUCCAGAUACGUGAAAAGUCAUCAACUCCUCUGAACACCAUCAUCAUGUUUGUUCCUCAGCAAGAGGCCUGGAUCGUGGAGCGCAUGGGAAAAUUUCACAGAAUGUUGGAGCCUGGUUUGAAUUUUUUAGUCCCUUUUAUUGACAACAUAAAAUAUGUUCAAAGCUUGAAAGAAAUGGCAAUCGACGUACCCAAACAAAGUGCCAUUACGAGAGACAAUGUUACUUUGGACAUUGAUGGUGUCUUGUAUUUACGGGUCAACGAUCCUUACAAGACUUCUUACGGUGUUGAGGAUCCGGAAUUUGCUAUUAUUCAAUUGGCGCAGACAACAAUGAGAUCUGAGUUGGGAAAAAUCGCUUUAGAUAAUGUAUUUAGGGAAAGAGAAGAUCUUAAUGUCAAUAUUGUCGAGAGUAUCAACAAAGCUGGCGAAGAUUGGGGUAUUACCUGUUUACGUUAUGAAAUUCGUGAUAUCCGAUUGCCAUCCAGAGUCCAAGAAGCAAUGCAGAUGCAAGUAGAAGCCGAGCGUAAAAAACGUGCUGCAAUUUUAGAAUCCGAGGGAAUAAGAUCAGCAGACAUAAACGUCGCUGAAGGUAAACGUCAGGCGAGAAUAUUAGCGUCUGAAGCUGAAAAACAAGAGCAAAUAAACAAGGCCAGUGGAGAAGCAAAUGCCUUGCUGGCGGUCGCUGAAGCUCGUGCCCAAGCACUUCAGAUCGUCGCUAAAGCUUUAGGUCACGAGGAUGGAAAAAACGCCGCUGCCUUGAAUGUCGCUGAGCAGUACGUUCACGCUUUCAGCAACUUAGCCAAAACAAAUAACACUUUAAUUUUGCCGAGUAAUGUCGGCAAUGUUUCGGGUUUAGUCGCUCAAGCAAUGUCUAUUUACAAACAACUUUUACCGCAAAACGGAGAAAUUGGUUCCAAGAACACCAUUAGUUCUCAUACCAAUGACGAAGCCUUUGAAUAUUUCAGCGACCAGGACGAAGCUGUAAAAAAUAGUAAAAACACAACAAAUACUAAAUCGAUUGAGUAG
Messenger RNA from Cotesia congregata, 1131 nucleotides. The record is from the annotation of a GenBank genome assembly. NCBI's taxonomy places the organism in Eukaryota, Metazoa, Arthropoda, Insecta, Hymenoptera, Braconidae.